This is a messenger RNA of Crotalus tigris (Tiger rattlesnake), 2429 nucleotides long. RefSeq names its product PHD finger protein 1 (gene PHF1). Gene Ontology annotation, molecular function: chromatin binding; DNA binding. The transcript is spliced from 14 exons. Gene Ontology annotation, biological process: chromatin organization; regulation of DNA-templated transcription. The coding region runs from base 295 to 2046 and encodes 583 amino acids. The record is from RefSeq and is a predicted model, not a curated record. Gene Ontology annotation, cellular component: nucleus. NCBI's taxonomy places the organism in Eukaryota, Metazoa, Chordata, Lepidosauria, Squamata, Viperidae.
GGGCGACCCCCGCGCCCCCCGCCCGCAAAGAAGCAGCCCCUCCCCCGCGGGGUCUCCCCGACGCCUCGCCCGGCCGGCCCGAAGGUCGCGGAAAGGCGCUCCGGGGCUCCGGCGGCUUCUGCGUCACACGCGCGGGCCUCCCGCCACAGCCCUCCGGACCCAGCGGGCGAGCGGGCGGCUCCCCCUGCGACCCUCGGGGCUCCCCCGCCGCCCUCCCCUCUCCCCUCCCUUGCCCCUCCGGGCCCUGCCCGGCUCUGCCCCCCCGCAGGCCUGCCCGUCGGAGGGGGCGAUGCGAUGGCGAGCGAGCCCCCCGCCGCCCUCCCGCGCGGCACCCGCAGCAGCAGCAGCAGCGCCCGCCUGACCUCCGGCCCCGGGAAGCGCCCGGCCCGGCCCGCCGCCCCGUCGGGCAGCGCCGCCGCCGGAUGGCCCCGCUUCUGGGAAGGGCAGGACGUGCUGGCGCGCUGGACCGACGGGCUGCUCUACCUGGGCACCAUCAAGAAGGUGGACGCCCUCCGGCAGGUGUGCCUGGUGCAGUUCGAGGACGACUCGCAGUUCCUGGUCCUGUGGAAGGACAUUAACCCGGCGGCGGUCCCAGGCCAGGAGCCCACCUGCUGCGUCUGCCACUCGGAGGCCUCUGGGCCUGAGAACCGCCUGGUCAGGUGCGAGAAAUGCAGUCACGCCUACCACCAGGAAUGCCACCUGCCUCGCGUGCUCAGCGAGGCCGCCUGGACCUGCCGGCAGUGUGUCUUCGCCAUAGCCACCAAGCGCGGGGGGGCCCUGAAGAAGGGGCCCUACGCCAAGGCCAUGCUGGGCAUGAAGCUGGUGCUGCCCUACCAGCUGAAGUCGCUCGAGUGGGACGCCGAGCACCUCACCAACCGGCAGCAGUGCUACUGCUACUGCGGGGGCCCCGGCGAGUGGAACCUGAAAAUGCUGCAGUGCAGCCCCUGUGGGCAGUGGUUCCACGAGGCUUGCACCCAGUGUCUGAGCAAGCCCCUCCUCUACGGGGACAGGUUCUACAUCUUUGAGUGCUGCGUCUGCACUGGGGGGCCCGAGAGCAUUCAGCGCCUGCCCUUGCGUUGGGUGGACGUGGCCCACCUGAUCCUCUACCACCUCAGCAUCUGCUGCAAGAAGAAAUAUUUUGAUUUUGAGCGAGAAAUUCUGCCUUUCGCCAGCGAGAACUGGGACAGCCUCCUGCUGGGAGAGCUGUCCGAGACGCCCAAAGGGGAACGCUACAAUCAGCUGCUGAGUGCCCUGACCGGCCACAAGGACAGGUUCAUCUCCGGGAAGGAAAUCAAGAAGCGCAAAGGGCUAUUUGGGCUGCAUCUGCGAGUCCCGCCCCCUGCCCCCCAAGCCCCAGAGACCCCCAGGCCCUUCCUCCUCUCCGAGAGCAGCCCCCCCCUCCAUGCUGCACAGAUAAGGAGGGGCCCUUACAGCUUGCUUUCAGGGCAGGGCAGGCGUGGGCCGGGACCGCAGCCCAGGAGAGACGGGCGCCGUCGCCCGAGGGCCCCGGGGGCAGCCUCCAGCACGGAGCAGCGCAGUGCCAGGGAGAGGGAGCGGCUGGGCAGGGCCCUCACUCAGGAGCUGGCACAGAGCCCCCCGGCCAGCCCUAACCAGAGCUACGGCGGCUACGGCGGCGCCUGCAGCAGCUACAACUUCCGCCGCACGGACGCCCGUUGCCAGGACAGCACCCCGAUCCGGAUGUUCGCCUCCUUCCAUCCCUCGGCCAACACUGCAGGGACCUUGAGAAGCGGUGAGCCCCCCCUUGACCUCGGCGUGGCAGCCACGCCCGCCGCAGAGCAGCAGAGCCCGGAGCGCCCUGCCCCCGCCUUCCUGCCCUGCCCAGCGCCUCCCCUCAAACGCCAAGCUACGCCCCCUCCCCUGCCCCCCACCGUGCCCCCCUCCCUCUGCGCCCCAGCCAGCACCAGCUACUUCGGGGUGAUGGGCCGGCUGGCGCGGGGUGAGGCCGUCCGCAUCCUGGCCCGUCGCAUCACCACGGACGGCACUGUCCAGUACCUGGUGGAGUGGGAUGGGCGGGGCAUGUUCUAGGCCGGAGGGGCUGAGUGCCAGCCCUCCCCCGCCUGGAGCCACGAGCCCCCCUCCCGACUCCCGCAGAAGGAAGGGCAGCAGGGGGACCUGGGAAUGGGACCCUGGCCGGAGGACCCCACCGCCUAGCCUCCUGCACUCGCCCCCUCCCGCCCCCAUGCCCGCCGGCCCACCUUGUUCGACCCCUCCAGAGCAAAGGCUGAGUUCAUUUAUUUUUGUACUGUUUCUGAGUAAAGUUUUUAGGGAGACCCCCCAAGAGGAGCAGGACGUGGCUUCCUGGGGGGGGCUGCCUGCCUCCCCCCCCACACUGCUGACUUUGUUCAAGAUGCUGCUGUUCCCCCCCCCUUCCUGUUCACAGCCAGAGGCUGAAUAAAGAGCUUCAUUAA